Microtus ochrogaster (prairie vole) is the source of this 447-nucleotide messenger RNA. It is a transcript of the gene Pdcl2, whose product is annotated as phosducin-like protein 2. Gene Ontology annotation, biological process: protein folding. Gene Ontology annotation, cellular component: cytoplasm. NCBI's taxonomy places the organism in Eukaryota, Metazoa, Chordata, Mammalia, Rodentia, Cricetidae. The transcript is spliced from 3 exons. Bases 1 to 420 code for a protein of 139 amino acids. The record is from RefSeq and is a predicted model, not a curated record.
AUGAAGGAGUUCAAAUUCUAUGCUAGUGAGGAGGAGCCACUGGAGUUUCCUGAGCUUGGCGUCCCCAUGUGCUCAUUGGUUAACCAGCAUCUUAGCCUCUUAGCAAGAAAGUUCCCAGAAACUAAAUUUCUUAAAGCCAUCGUGAAUAGCUGUAUUGAACACUACCAUGACAACUGUUUACCAACAAUUUUUGUUUAUAAAAAUGGUCAGAUAGAAGGCAAAUUCAUUGGAAUUAUAGAAUGUGGAGGGAUAAAUCUCAAGCUAGAAGAACUUGAAUGGAAACUAUCAGAAGUUGGUGCAAUACAGACUGACUUGGAAGAAAACCCCAAAAAAGGCAUUGCAGAUAUGAUGGUGUCUUCAAUUAGAAACAUUUCCAUUUAUGACAGUGAUAGCUCCAACAGUGAUAAUGAUGCCAAGUAGAACUAGUUAAUAAAUAGCUUCAACGUA